Messenger RNA from Anthostomella pinea, 843 nucleotides. Lineage: Eukaryota; Fungi; Ascomycota; Sordariomycetes; Xylariales; Xylariaceae. The record is from the annotation of a GenBank genome assembly.
AUGCCGCCCAAGUCCGCUUUACCGGACACGGUCUAUGCCAUCUCGUCGUUCAUCUGGGACGAUGACGAUAAUAUAGAGGGUCUGCAACCAACCGAGGUCUACAAGACCUUAGCAGCCGCCAAUACUGCGGCAAAGAAGAUGAUGGCUCGCUAUGCUGAAAUGCUAAACCCAUAUGGCACCAUCGACGAGUAUAACUUCCACCACGAUGAGAAUGAUGAGGGACUGUACCAUGGACACAUGGACGGUGGUCCCCAUGGCCAUGUAGCCACAAGGAUCAGGGUCUGCAAGACCACUCUAAACGCUGGCGGUGAUACCCAGCCAGCGAAAGGGAAGAGAGCUAUCAAGUCUGAUCCCGACGAGGAAGCACCAAGACCAAGCAAGAAGAGAGCUGCAGCACCCUCAAAUACUGCCGUCAAACACGCCAAAACAGGCCGCAAAGUCAUCCCGCAGGGCCAGCCUGAUUGUCUCGCCGGCCUAAAGCUCCUCUUCACGGGUACCUUCGACAAUAUGGACAGAAAAACUUCGGUCGCGACGGCGAUGAAGUACGGAGCCGAGGUUAUCAGCAAGCUCGAGGACACUGAUUACAUCGUGAUUGGGACCCGCGCUGGUCCUAACAAGCUGAGGGAGAUCAACGAGAAGGAGUUGGAGACUAUCAGCGAGGAAGAAUUCUUCCAGAUCCUCGAGAAUGGAAUUCCGCAGGAGAAGAAGGGCCGGAUGGAGAAUCGCAGGUUGGCCGACCGCAAUGAGAGCCCCGAGGAGGAUGAUGAAGAGGAGGAGGAGGAGGAGGAGGAGAAGCCGAAGAAGCCCAAAAGGAGGGCCCCGGUCAAGCGCGGUGCUAAGUGA